Messenger RNA from Rotaria sp. Silwood2, 879 nucleotides. NCBI's taxonomy places the organism in Eukaryota, Metazoa, Rotifera, Eurotatoria, Philodinida, Philodinidae. The record is from the annotation of a GenBank genome assembly.
AUGCCGUAUGUUCGAAGACCUGUCCGACAUUCGGGAGUUCGAUAUGCUGUACGACCCGGUUCAUAUCCACGACCACCUCCACCACGACGUGGUGGUCUUAUGGGCUUAUUGGGAGGUUUAGCUGGUCUACUUUUGUGUUUACUCUGCUUAGCAGCAAUGGGUUUACUUGGUUUAUUCGCAACAUUCAUUGCAGUGACUGCUUAUCUCGGACAGCUUUAUCGAGCAUUGAAAGAUAUUGGUAAUGGUGCAUCUGUUCAUUACGUGAAUAUGAUCAUCUUGCUAGCUGCUCGAACACCAGUGGUUAUUAUUAAACCAAUUCUUUAUGGUAAUACAGCAAAACAUUUUGGUUCAAAAAGAGAUUCCGAUGGACAUACACAUAAAUGGACACUUUAUGUUCGAUCAUUUAAUAAUGAUGAUAUGUCAAAUUAUAUUAAUCGAAUACAAUUUCGUUUACAUGAAACAUAUCCGAAUAAUAUUCGAGUGGUAAAUCAACCACCAUUUGAAAUUGAAGAAAGUGGUUGGGGAGAAUUUGAAACACAGAUAACAAUUUUUUUUUCUGAUCCAAAUGAAAAACCGGUUUUUCAAGAACCCUCUGAUUCAUUAGUUCAGUUACUUAAUUCUACAAAAUCAUUUGCAUCAUCAACAGAUGAAAAUCAAACGAUUGAAAACGAAUAUGAUAUGAGAAAAGCUUAUACAAUAGCACGUAUUCAUGAUGUUCAUCAACGAGUACGAAAUGAAAUUCAAGAUUUAACUGAACGACUUCGUAUAACUCAAGAAAAUAUCAAACGUGUUCGACAACGAUCAAUUGAUAAUAAUUUUUCUUCUGGUAUAUUUACUUCAUCAACACAGGACAAUAUAAAACAUGAAGUUGAAGAUUAA